AUGAUGAUGAUGAAUCACUCAGUUCUAGACCACCCUGGAAAGACACAGUCAGGCCCUAAAGUUCGAGACGUGCAUGGAAGGUUUACUGUUGAUCCUGAAAUUCGCUUCACCAAAUUAGAAAUGAUUGGGAAGGGUUCCUUUGGAGAAGUGUACAAAGGAAUUGACACAGAGACAAAAGAGGUGUUGGCCAUCAAGAUAAUUGAUCUGGAGGAAGCAGAGGAUGAAAUUGAGGAUAUUCAGCAGGAGAUUAUGGUCCUGUCUCAGUGUGACAGCCCCUAUGUGACCAAAUACUAUGGAUCCUAUUUAAAGGGUUCUAAACUUUGGAUAAUUAUGGAGUACCUUGGUGGAGGCUCAGCUCUGGAUCUCAUGAAAGCCGGCACAUUCACAGAAAAUGACAUUGCCAUUAUAUUACGAGAAAUCCUGAAAGGAUUGGAUUACCUGCAUUCCGAGCGGAAACUACACAGAGAUAUUAAAGCUGCAAACGUACUGCUGUCCGAACAAGGGGAUGUCAAGUUGGCAGACUUUGGAGUGGCUGGUCAGCUCACAAACACAACCAACAAGAAACAGACAUUUGUGGGAACUCCAUUCUGGAUGGCCCCUGAAGUUAUAAAACAGUCAGCCUAUGACACUAAGGCAGACAUUUGGAGUCUGGGUAUCACAGCUAUAGAACUGGCUAAAGGAGAACCUCCAAACUCAGAGCUGCAUCCGAUGAGGGUGCUGUUUUUGAUCCCAAAGAACAACCCCCCACAGCUGACAGGCAAUUAUUCCAGAGCUUUCAAGGAGUUUGUGGAACUGUGCCUGAACAAAGAUCCUAAUAAUCGCCCUCCAGCCAAAGAACUGUUGAAGCAUCCAUUCAUCAGACGAGCCAAGAAGACAGCUUACCUCACAGAGUUGAUUGACAGGUACAAGAGGUGGAAGCAGGAGAAGGGACAGGACAGUGACAGUGAGAGCGACCAGUCUGAUGGGAAUAGUGAUGAUGAGGAGUUUGAUCAGUGGAUUAUGACUAUCAAGGAACCAAAAUCUAAUGGGGUUUCUAAUCAGAAUGCUGCCAGACAAAACCACUCUGUUCCUAUGAAAACUACCCCAGAGAAAGUGGCCAUGCAUGCACAACCAAUAGCACAGCCUGUCUCUCACUCUUCUGCCGGCAAGACAGCUCCAGUGACUCCGGCUAAGGUAUCAGCAGGCAAUGUAGUUGACGGAAAUCGUGGUGGGGCAGCACCAUCUGUGAUUCAUGAAAAGAGUGGCUCGGAUCCUGUUGACUUCAGUUCCCUUAGUAUCAACAACAAUGAAAUUACAUCUAGGCAUGUGCGCAGCCAUUCUGAUAACCAACUGCCUCUCAGUGCAGGGAGUAAGGUGCUCCCUCGAGACUCCCAACUUGAUAGGCCCAAAUCCCAGCAUGACCUGCCUAGCAUUAUGGAGAUUGGUAACCGCCGAAGCUUUGCUAGUGGUGAGGAGGACUACUACCGAAACCUGCAUCAACAGCAGCAGCAGCAACAGCAGGGCCACUCACAUCAUCCCUAUUACUACCAGCAGCAGCAGCAGCAACAACAGCGUGACCCAACUGUCCCUCCAUUUGGAGGUUACCAAGUUCUGCCUCCUCCUGUACCUACAAAGCCAGCCAAGAACCGAGCUCCUGAACGACCCGAGACAUCAGCAACUCUUACCUCUGCAGUCAAGCCAAUCUUAACUCAGUUACAAGAAGAAUACAACAAUGAGUUCCGGCGCAUUGGAAGACCCCUGCCACUUCUAGAAGUGAUCAGAGAACUACAGAACGCCUUCGAUCUAGCAGAGAGGUCUUGCCCUGGUCUGACUGAUGAUCUGGUAUCCGAAGUUCUGACCAGGCUCUUGGUGUCACCGUCAUUGAAUUCUUCAUCUCAGUUUUCACAUUCAGGUGAGACUGAGGUCAGACGAGCUGUGGACAGAAUCAAGAGGCCAUCCUAG
This is a messenger RNA of Candidula unifasciata, 1941 nucleotides long. The record is from the annotation of a GenBank genome assembly. Lineage: Eukaryota; Metazoa; Mollusca; Gastropoda; Stylommatophora; Geomitridae.